Messenger RNA from Effrenium voratum, 2306 nucleotides. NCBI's taxonomy places the organism in Eukaryota, Dinophyceae, Suessiales, Symbiodiniaceae. The record is from the annotation of a GenBank genome assembly.
AGCCAUUGUUCUCAGCAGAUUGGCGCUUGCGACAGGUCGUUGCUUGCACAUUGUUGCUUGCAACAAUCGUUGUAGUAGAGUGCAAACUAUUUUCAAUGCCAAUGAAGCACUUGCUCCUCCUCUUCGUGCCAAUCUUGGUUCGGGGAUACAAGACUCACGUGGCGGAGCAGCCCGACGAUAUCCCCGACAUCCCAAGCCAGCUUCAUGACACCGUGCAGGAGCUGGCGCUUGCCUUCUCACUUGUGCUCCAGAACUUGACCAAUGCAUCCGGCAUCAUCCGAAGUGGGGAUCAACAUUUGGACAGGAGCCAGAUCACGUACCACCCUGGCAACUUGCAAGUGGACGAGGAGUUUGUGGCGGACAAAGCUGCAGGAUUCUAUGAGGUGCUCCACGAUUUCUUCCACGGCCUGGGGGAUGUUGAAGAAGCACACUCAAUGGCAGCACUGUGCCCACACGCGUUUAUUCCAAACAUCAUGGCGUGCAUCAAGGCCAGUUCUUGCAUAAUUCAAAUGGGCAUCCCCAAUCUUAUCGACAUGGAGAUCUAUGCGGGCAUGCUUGAACAGAUGAUCAGGUUUGAGGAGAUCAUGUGGCCCCUCCUGAGAGAUGCGCUCAUGACUGAGCCUGGUGGAGGGACGGUAGCGGACGACCUCGUCUUCCCAGAGAUGUUCGCCUGUGACGGCACUGUGCAUACGGCUGGCAACACAGUGCUUCUAUCCGUUGACAGCGAGCAUGCCGAGACCUUGGCCGUAGCAGCAGCGCUGCAUGAGGCGACCGUAGCGAGUCAUCAGAUUUUGGACUCCCACGUGUUGAACAGUUCCAUGGAUGACACGAUUGACAAGCUCCAGCGAACCUGGCAUGGUCCCUGCCAAAAGAUUGGUUGUGAUCACACGAACUACUGGGACAUCUUCUUUCGGCAUCACGAGCAUUCCCUGGCCUUGAUCAAUGUGGGUCACCCGGCGCUGCUCCGCUCUGACAUCCACAUGCGCUUCAUGCUGCAGCAUCGGGUCCAGAGGUUCAUCGGCGACAAUCAUCGGGAUUACAGCUUCGUUGAGAAGUAUGCUCGUAUGGACCAAGAGCAGGCGUAUUCCUGGGAUGUGGCUGUGGCCUACCAUUCCAGAAACAAGGAGGCUCUCCAGAGCCUCGCCUCGAUGCUCCUGAGCUCGGUGCCCGAGUCCCGGCUGGAACGCUUGGUGGACAGGCACAAGCUCGCCUGGGCGGAGGAGGAGUUGCUGCGGGAGACGUCGGUGACCUCGACAGCCGUGGCCCAUAACAUCAGCGCGAAUCAGAUGUCAGCUCUGGAAGUCGACGAAGGAGAAGGUGAGGCCGGCGAUGCGCAGUGGGGCCGCAGGCGCCGGCGCCGGCGCCGGCGCCGCUUUUUCAAGGCGAUUGUGAAGGCUGUUGUGAAGGUCGUGCAGGUGGUCGCGAAGGCGAUCGGAUCCCUACUUGCAUGCAUGGGCGACUUCGGGAAAUUUGCUGCCACAGGCUACACCAGAGCUUUCACCCCCAGCACGGCCGGAAGCAUUGGACUGAGCGCUGGCAACACUAACUUCCUGAAAGACAUCCUGGGUGGUUCGACGCCCUCAGGCUGGAUUUCCCUGGAUAUGGGCUUCUCUGUUGGCUCCACCAGCGAGAUCUGGUGGGCGGGUGCAGGCUUCAGCGGCUCUCUGGUUUGCGACACCACUGGCGCGUGCUCCAUCUACGUCGCUGUGGCCAUUCUGGCGACUGGGAACGCGAAGAUGCCGGUGAGUGCAUUGUGCCCCCUGGGCGCCAGUAUCGGAGCCAUGGACUGCAGCCACUGCGCAGGGGCCAGCAUGACCAUCUUGUGCUGCAGCUUCGAUCUUACGAACGGCAACAACGGGUGCAGGUGAGGCGAUGACCAGACUUGUCACCAGGUUCAGUUUUUUGAGUCAUUUGACUUCUGAGUCGUUUGACUCUCUAAGGCUUGCCAGCUUACUUGUCACCGGUUUCAGUUUUCAGUCAUUUGACUCUCUUUGGCUCUGGCUCUGUGAUAUUUUUUGCAAGCUCAAGCUGCCACCGGUGGCGUGCGUUCAGCACGAACUGAUCCAUGCAGAAAGGGCCUUGGCUUUACGGUGAGCAGGGAGCGUUCUCUAGAGGCUUGAGGGAGAGAUCCGGGUGCGUCAUGACCCGGCUUUAGUCGACGAAGAAGGCAAGCAGGCGAGCUUCGGCCAUGUGGAGCCAGAACACCCCCAAAGCCUGAAGCUCCACACCUGAGAGAAGUCAACGUAGGAUUGUUGCAAUGAAGCCGCUUCAAGCGCCAUCGAUUCAGACAUGUGGCAACAACCUAC